This is a messenger RNA of Oryzias melastigma (Indian medaka), 1158 nucleotides long. RefSeq names its product protein FAM107B. The record is from RefSeq and is a predicted model, not a curated record. The coding region runs from base 617 to 1063 and encodes 148 amino acids. The transcript is spliced from 5 exons. NCBI's taxonomy places the organism in Eukaryota, Metazoa, Chordata, Actinopteri, Beloniformes, Adrianichthyidae.
GGACGCAGCUUUGACAGUUUCAAAGAGAAGGAUGAGGAUUAAAGCGAGCUUCCACCCAAAGCUCAGUUAGCCGGCACUAAUAUGCAGCUGAGCCACCCCCACUUUAUUUUAAUUUCUGCAACAUCCUGACAUGCACGUUGGUCCAAACUAAUGCACGUUCAGCCUGAUGAGAGGCAAAGGUGUCUAACCAUACCUGACAUGCUCCAUUUACUAUAAUGUUGCAAUUAAGUGAAAAGAAAACUUUUUGACUGUCUAAAAUGGUUUAAAACAGUAAUAUGAAUGUUUGUUUUCUUUGCUGAAAAGAGUUAACCUUCUUUAAAAUGUUCUUUUAGUCAAGAAGUGUUUAAAGCAUCUAAUGCUUGUUUUGAGGGCAGUGUUCUGCAGAGCUUUGUCCUAAUGUGCGUCAUUUCAAUCCCAGCAUGCUCUGAUGCUCACACAACAGAAGUUUCUCCCCUGAGCCCAACAAAGGUGGAACAAAAGGUUUCAAGACUCAUAAGGGGAUUUGAUCACAGGCCAGUGCGGAGCACCUGUUCUGAUCAGCUUCACUGUAACCAGAGCCUCCUCUGCUUCUGCAGGAUCACGCUGCUGCGCGCCGCAGAAACGCAACUUUUCAUCAAUGCGUCUGUAUCACAGCUCACAGGUGUCCCAAAAUAUGGGCCUCAAAAACAAAAAAGACAGACAUCACUGCUGGAUGAUCACACCUCACCAGGUGAUUGAAAACCAGCAACAGCAGGAGGAUGACCUCAUCCAACCGCGAAAGCUGAUAAACCCCGUCCUGGCCUCUGUCCAGCACAGGGCUCUUCAUCAGGAGCUGCUGUUCUGUUACAGACGAGGCACGCUGCCACGAAGGAAGCCGGAGCUGCAGCGCGUCCUGGAGCACAAAAAACGGGAGCAGCUCCGGAAAAGGGAGCAGGCUCUGUGUCCGCCCUCUGACCUCGAAGUGAAGCUGCACAGAAGGCAGCAGAGAAUGCAGUUUCUGGAGAUGGAGGAAAAGAGAAGGAUGGAACGUCAGAAGAACCUCCCAGAGUUUGUUCGUGUGAGACAAACCCUCAAACAUAUUUAAAUUUCAAAUGAAAGUGAGACAUAAUAAAAUGAAAUGGGAUUUGUCACAAAAAAGUCAAACUCACCAAUCUGUUUAUAAACACAAAUGUACAUGAA